Molecule: messenger RNA, 691 nt
Organism: Moneuplotes crassus
Lineage: Eukaryota; Ciliophora; Spirotrichea; Euplotida; Euplotidae
Source: the annotation of a GenBank genome assembly
AAUGGACUACACUAAUUCAGAUUGUGAUGAAUUCAAAAAUAUUAAAGUUAUCCUCCUUGGAAACAGCGGAGUGGGCAAAACCACUAUCCUCUGGAAAUACAAUAACCCAAUAAUUUUUGGAGAUGAGAAGACCAAAAAUUCUGAGGGUGAUAUCAAGCCAACCAUCGGGUAUGAAUACAUCACUGUGAAAGAAAAGGUUGAAAAAUAGCACUGCAAAUGUACAUAUAUGGGAUACAACAGGCCAGGAUAGAUUCAACAGUAUCGCAUCAAAUUACUACAGAAGGUGAUCAGGUGCAAUCUGUGUUUAUGAUGUCACUGAUCGAGAAUCCUUCAAUUCUAUCCAAGACUGGGUUGACCAGCUUAAAAAUUACUCAGAUGAAGAGCCUGUAUUGCUUCUUAUAGGCAACAAGUGUGAUAAAUAAAGAAGAAAUUGAUGUAAUGCCAGAAGAAGGAGAAAGAUUGGCGAUCUCUCUGAAUGCUGCGUUCUAUGAAACAAGUGCUUUAACUGGAUUCAAUAUAGAAUGAAUUGAUAAAUUAAUUCAGGAGGUUUUAUCAACUCUCCACAAAAGGUCCAUGGUAAAAGAAGGUGAUACCUCUAUUCGCUCUAAAUAUCAAGGAGCAAGCUUCUUAUCAAUGAAAACCCAUACUACAAAACAUAAAGGAAAAACAAAGAAAAAUUGAGCAUGCUAAA